GUCGGCUCACUCAAGCAUAUGCGUCUUCGGCCUGGUAUUGUACCCACACUGUUCGUGCCCAGCCUGUGUGGAGAGUCGGAGGAGCGGCGGCCGGGACCCUGCGCAGCGCCGGCAACCAGGCAGCGAGACACGGGGGAGUCGGUGGGCAGCGCGGCCACGUUUUUUAUAGGUCCAGGAUGGGCUUUUUUAUGUCUAAAAGUAUGGAUGAAAGCCUAAAGAAACAACAAGAGUUCAUGGCAGCAAACAGCGCUCUCCAGCUGGAGAGGCAGAUGCUGAUGCAGAACGAGAUGAGACAGAGACAAAUAGCAAUGCAGAUUGCAUGGUCCCGUGAAGCAAUAAAGUACUUUGGAACUUUCUUUGGACUUACAACUGUUGGUUUAACAAUAGGAGCCAUGAAGAAGAAAUCGCCAAGAUAUCUGGCACCUCUUGUUCCUCUGACCUUCAUUUUAGCUUAUCAAUAUGAUCUGGCAUAUGGAACCCUAAUGAUAAGAAUGAAAGAUGAGGCAGAGAACAUAAUAGAUUCAGAACCAACACUACUUGGGAUGCCAAAGGGAGUGCCAACGUUUGAAACCAUUGAAAAAGCAAGGAGGGCGCGGAAUACAUUUUUCAUUCAAAAGUAGGCUAUUAGAUCAGAAGAUUAUCCCAGAUUGAAAAAAAUGGAUCAAAGAAGAAGAAUACCUGAAUGUUGUGCACUUGUUACUGUAUAGAUCUAUUGAAUCGACCUGCAGCUUUUCUCUUUAAUAAUGUGCCCAUUCUUUAAUAAAGCUCCAAAUAUUCUGGGAGAUUUUUUUAGAUUA
This is a messenger RNA of Leucoraja erinaceus (little skate), 797 nucleotides long. It is a transcript of the gene plgrkt, whose product is annotated as plasminogen receptor, C-terminal lysine transmembrane protein. The record is from RefSeq and is a predicted model, not a curated record. The transcript has 5 exons. Gene Ontology annotation, cellular component: plasma membrane. Gene Ontology annotation, biological process: positive regulation of plasminogen activation. NCBI's taxonomy places the organism in Eukaryota, Metazoa, Chordata, Chondrichthyes, Rajiformes, Rajidae. Bases 177 to 620 code for a protein of 147 amino acids.